UCCGCAAAUUGAGAAAUCUUAUGAGUGACGUUCUGGGAUUACUGUAACAGAUUCUGAUUCCUCAGUUUGCAGAUUUACCAUCAUUUAGCCGUAGCCAUGUUUUAAAAACAGAAUAAUCGUCAACGGUUCGGCACCGACACGGUAAAUCUUGUUUCUCCUCACAAGGGUCAUUUCCGUCCGUCCCUUUACCGUAAAGGCGAGCGAGGAGGCGCACCCCGAAUAAUCAGAUGCUCCUACUGUGCGCGGCGUCAAGCCAGUAGUGGUCAGAAACUUGCCGCUGUGUUGAAAACUUUCUCCCGCCGGUGGUCACCUUGGCGUUGCUGUGACACAACCGGGGAAGAUGGCGCGGCGCUACAACCGGGCCGCGUCCGGUUUGAGCGAACAAUUGAAGAAAUAUCCCCGACACGUCGCCGGGCUCCGCUUGACGUUGUGGCUGCUCUUGCUGUCCUCGGCGGCGGAGGCCGGACUGUACACGGGCUCCGAUCAGAUCGUCGCGCUCUCCCCGGACAAUGUCAAAUCGGUUUUGGUCAACUCCAGCUCGGCUAUGGUGGUGGAGUUCUAUGCGUCGUGGUGUGGGCACUGCAUCUCCUUCUCGCCCACCUACAAGCGACUGGCGAGAGACAUUAAAGAGUGGAAACCUGCCGUUGACCUGGCAGCCAUCGACUGUGCUGAUGAGAAUAACAGGAAGGUCUGCGUAAGCUUCGGUAUCAGAGGAUAUCCAACAUUAAAGUUUUUCAAUGCCUACAGCCGAGAGGAUUCUGCUGGACAGACUUUUCAAGGUUUGCCCCAUGAUGUCCAAGCUCUCCGUCACCACAUCAUAGAUCUAAUGGAAAAACACCAAGACCCGUGGCCUCCAGCCUGCCCGCCACUGGAGCCCACCAGCCAAGCUGAAAUCGACAUCUUGGUGGAGACAAAUAGCAUUCGACACCUCGCCCUGAUCUUUGAAGAUGCGACCUCCUACAUUGGCAGAGAGGUGAUCUUGGACUUGUUGCAGUUUGAGAACAUUGCAGUGCGUCGGGUCUUGAGCACUGAAGAAGAACUCGUGACCAAAUUGGGGGUGACGGAGUUCCCAUCCUGCUACCUUUAUUCUCCUGGAGGCAAUUUCACCCGACUCAAAAUCAACUUCGAGGCCCGUGCUUUUUACUCCUACGCUCUUCAGGGGCUUCCAGGGGUGGUACGUUCAGGGAAGUCCACGCCGGCCACCACAAAUCCCAUCAGCAAACAUACAGAGGACCUCUGGAGACAUUUCAACAGGUCCAGAGUGUACAUGGCGGAUCUGGAAUCCACGCUGCAUUACUCGCUGCGGGUGGAGCUGGCUUCUCAUCCUGUCAUCGCAGGAGAGGCGUUGACUUCUCUAAGAAAGUACAUCUCAGUCUUGGCAAAGUACUUCCCUGGCCGACCCAUCCUGAUGAACCUGUUGAAGUCUCUCAGUUCGUGGCUACAAGACCAGACUGGUGACCAAGUUUCAUAUCAAGCGUUGAGUGAGAUCCUAGAAAAUUCUGCACAGGCUCCAGAUACCGCCUUGCCCGAGGGGGUGAGGUGGGUGGGUUGCCAGGGCUCACAACCCCACCUCAGACGUUAUCCGUGUGGCGUGUGGACUCUCUUCCACCUUCUUACAGUCCAGGCCAAGAAAUCUGGAGGCUCAGAUCCCAAGGAGGUGCUGAGCGCGAUGACAGGUUACGUCCACAACUUCUUCGGCUGCAGGCCGUGCGCUGAGCACUUCGAGAACAUGGCCAAGGAGAGCCUGAUGGAGGUGAAGUCCUUUUCUGAAGCCAUCCUCUGGCUUUGGUCCCGACACAAUCAUGUCAACAACAGAAUAGCAGGGGCUUUGAGCGAGGACCCCAACUUCCCAAAGGUCCAAUGGCCUCCGCCUGACCUGUGCCCGGCUUGUCACACAGUAAAGGACAACGGGGACCACAAAUGGAACAACCAGCAGGUUCUGCUCUUCCUUCAGAACUUCUACUCUGCCGAGCAGAUCCUCACAGACUACCUGGAAGACGAAAGUGAGGUUCUGGCCAAGCAGAAGGUUAAACUGCAGCAAAUUUUGGAGGCUCAGAAGCGGGUCGGAAGAGAAGCCAGAGAAAUCACGAGCCCUCACAAUCUUCCUCCUCCGACACAAGCUGUUGUGGAAGAGGAGGAGGAGGAGGAAGACGAAGCAGUGGGAGAUGAAGAGGAGGAAGCCGUGAGGGACGGAGGAGCGGCGGCGGGAGGGAAGACCUUCGAACCCACACCCUGGGCCCGAGGGGAAACCAAGCGGCAGAACAUCAGGAGGCCGCCGAGCAUCGUGGGGAAGAAGAUGCGCGACGCGCAGGAGGACAUCGUGGACCUGGACUCGUUUGUCAACCAGCACCACAAGGCCAAAGCCGUGCAGGUGGCCACCUCCAGUCGGGUCAAACAACGCACGCUGCAGAGGAACCGGGAGGAGCGAGACGGGCUCGGGCUGGUCGGCCCGGAGCCCGAGUUCGGUUCCGACGAGGCCAUGCGCGUGCAGAAGCGAGAACUGUCGGCCCGCUUCGGCGGAGGCGCCGGCUCGGGAAGGAGAGGCAGCUGGAUGUCCAUGCUGAGCAUCGGCUUCUCCAAAGUGGACGUCAGCCUGUGCGUCAUCCUCUACGUCCUGUCGUCCAUGUGUCUCCUGGCCAUGUACCUCUUCUUCAAAACCCGCCUCCGUCUGCGGCGGGUCAAAGUAUCACUGCCCUGAUCCAAAGCGCGGUCCGGCCACGUCGCAGGUAAGCGUAAGAAGAUGUGUUCCAGAUUAGCCCGGCCCCCACUUAACCGCUUCCUACUGGAGACCACACACACGCUGGCUUCCCCGCCGGUCUGGUUCCGCGCUUUAAGGUGCUCGUGGCGCCGUCCGCUGGCUCGAGAGCUUUUCGGCAAACACCCGACUGUGGAUGUUUAUUUUUAUCAGUGGAAGUGAUCGGAGUGAAGGAGGACCUUUUUUUUUUUUUUUUUUUUUUUUCCUGAUUCUGCCAUGAAGGACAUUUUAACUUAAUUUGAGGUCAAAGGAACUACGACAGCUAACUUCUCUACUGUGAUUUCGCAAGUAUUUCUUCGUUUUGCAAGCAUUUUAUUUCAUUUUUUUGCAGGAAGAAGACUCCCACUAUGAAUUUCACUUUGUACGUUUUAAAGGCUCACCAGCCACAAGAUUUGGUACCCCAGUACAAUCUCAUACAGUUUCCCAUCCCUUGUUUCGCCAAAGCCUCAAUUUAAAAUCUUUGCCGUUAUUUGAACACAAAGGGGUUUUUUUUUUUUGUUUUGUUUUUUUUUUUGGUAUUUUGGUAUGGUAUUUUUUUUGAAAGCAUUGGCCUCACAGUUCUGAGGACCCGGGUUCGAUCCUGGCCCCGUCUGUCUGGAGUUUGCAUGUUCUCCCCUUGCCUGCAUCGGUUUCCUCCCACAUCCCAAAAACGUGCAACAUUAAUUGGAGACUCUAAAUUGCCCAUAGGUGUCAUUGUGAGUGCGACGGUUUGUCUCGAUGUGCCCUGCGAUUGGCUGGCGACCAGUUCAGGGUGUGCCCCGCCUCCAGCCAUUUGAUAGCUGGGAUAGGCUCCAGCACUCCCCUCUUGAGGAUAAGAAGGAUGAGAGGCAAAGAAAAUUGAUGGAUGUUAUUGAAAAUUUACAUCCAGUCAACAGACCUUUUUUUUUUUUUUUUUUUUUAAGUUUCAUAACUAAACAGUAUUGGGUCCAUACACUCAAAUGCAGCUGAGGCUUCUGACAAAUGACGUCAACGUACCGAAUUUUCAAGACAGAUUCCGCAUUCAUGAAGUACGCGUGUUAAUGUACGUGUUGAUUUUGGAAAGUUUGAAAACUUUUUUUUUUUUUUAAUGCACUUUUGUUUUCUGGUCAGCUUGUCUUGAAUGUGAUGAGUUGUUUAAUAUCUGUAUUGUCUGUGACAGUAAAAUGUGUGUCCGGAAC
Messenger RNA from Syngnathoides biaculeatus (alligator pipefish), 3912 nucleotides. RefSeq names its product quiescin Q6 sulfhydryl oxidase 1 (gene qsox1). Bases 341 to 2698 code for a protein of 785 amino acids. Gene Ontology annotation, molecular function: protein disulfide isomerase activity; flavin-dependent sulfhydryl oxidase activity. Lineage: Eukaryota; Metazoa; Chordata; Actinopteri; Syngnathiformes; Syngnathidae. Gene Ontology annotation, biological process: protein folding. The transcript has 13 exons. The record is from RefSeq and is a predicted model, not a curated record. Gene Ontology annotation, cellular component: Golgi membrane.